Messenger RNA from Elaeis guineensis (African oil palm), 1743 nucleotides. RefSeq names its product pentatricopeptide repeat-containing protein At4g18975, chloroplastic. The record is from RefSeq and is a predicted model, not a curated record. Lineage: Eukaryota; Viridiplantae; Streptophyta; Magnoliopsida; Arecales; Arecaceae. Gene Ontology annotation, molecular function: protein binding.
UCCACCGUAUGUGCGUCCCGGCAUUUGGACUGGUCCGCCGAACCUGGUCCAUACAAUAAUUUCACGCCUAUUCUUCCUCGUUCGCUCAUCUUGGAUUGCGGCGGACGGAUUAAAACAAGGCCCGUCGUACGCCGGACGCCAGUUGCCAAUCCCAAACCUGAAGAAGAGCCACUGUGCUAGGGUUUAGGGUUUCUUGAGCUCGUGCAGUCGUGCAAUCAAAAGGGGUCUUUUGUCCCCAGCCACCGAUUCCUGAUCGAGAAGAAUGGCGGAAUUAGGUUUACGUCUAGGGUUUCGAAUCGGUUUCGUCCAUUCAUCGGGCUUCGGGAGCGACCCCUUGUGGAACGCAGAUUAUUUCCCGCCGGCAUCAGUAAAGAUUUGCCUUUUGUUCCUUAUCUAUUUUCCUCUGCUUUCUUUGUCGAGGAAUUCUUUUGGAUUUGAGAUCAGGUGCCGGCCAUACAUCCAUUCUUCAACGGACCGAUCAAUAAAGUUGAAGAAGAGUGGGAAAAAAGAACACCAUUUAUGGAUGAAGAGAGAGUCAGCUGGGUCUGGGCAAAAAGCUCUCAAUCUUGUUCGCAUUGUUUCAAAGCUUCCAAAUGAAAAAGAAAUUAUCUAUGGAGAAUUGGAUAAGUGGACUGCCUGGGAGACAGAAUUCCCUGUUAUUGCGACAGCAAAAGCUUUAGAAAUUUUGCGAAAACGAAGACAAUGGUUACGAAUCAUUCAAGUUACCAAGUGGUUGUUAAGCAAAGGUCAAGUACUCACAAUGGGAACAUAUGACACAUUGCUACUGGCAUAUGAUAUGGAUGGAAGGAUUGAUGAGGCUGAGACUGUCUGGAAUAUGAUCAUUCAAACUCACACACGGUCAGUCUCGAAAAGGUUGUUUUCUAGGAUGAUCUCCUUGUACGACCAUCACCACCUUCCAGAUAAGAUUUUGGAGGUAUUUGCAGAUAUGGAGGAGCUGGGAGUGAAACCCGAUGAAGAUACUGUCAGGAGGAUUGGAAGAGCAUUUCACGAGUCAGGCCAACCAGACAAACAGAAGCUGGUUUUAGAGAAGUAUCAGAAGAAAUGGAAAUACAUUCAUUUUAAUGGGGAGCGUGCUAGAGUAAGGACAGCUGAUUAUUUGGUUGAAUAAUCACUUCUGCAAAGAAAUUGCAGGUCAGGUUAGAGAAUAGCCUGAUCGUUAUGCUUGGUCCAUGCCUAGUUUCAGACACUCGGGCAUGCUCUUUAAACAUCAGUUGCUUGCAAAUUGGAAAAUUAAAGUGCUAGAUUGAGCUUUUGCUAGUAUACUGGGGUCAUUGAUCAAUUAUGCAAUGGCCAUCAUAAGCCUUCUAUUUGUGAGAUAAAAUAGUCUGGAAUCCAUGUAUCAGGGAAAAAUAAAAGUGAUAGACAUAUCCGCUGCUUGCGUCUUCUGUUGAAAGCGUUACAACACGCCCCAAAAGCAGUUAGCUUAUUGGCUCAGUCUCAAGUCCGACUCAGUUAGGAAGUUCUCAGGAUUAUCAAGAUUGACCUCUUGAUGGUAUCUGUUGGUCUCAUGCAUGGAUAGGUUGUACAGUGGCUGAAAUGCCUAACCUUUCUCCAAAUAUGUAAGUUCUACCUGUUAGUCUAAAAUCAGAUCUGUCGUGUGGUGGUGUUCCUUUUAGUUUUUCCUAGCUGAUAAAUGAGCUUGUUUAUGUCUGAUAAUUGAACUGCCCCUGUGAGGUAAUGUAUUAGCACAGUGAACUAUGAUAUUCUUUUGAGUUUGUCUUC